Hibiscus syriacus is the source of this 3120-nucleotide messenger RNA. Its product is annotated as protein FAR1-RELATED SEQUENCE 3-like. Gene Ontology annotation, biological process: regulation of DNA-templated transcription. The transcript has 6 exons. Lineage: Eukaryota; Viridiplantae; Streptophyta; Magnoliopsida; Malvales; Malvaceae. The record is from RefSeq and is a predicted model, not a curated record. Gene Ontology annotation, molecular function: zinc ion binding. The coding region runs from base 206 to 2848 and encodes 880 amino acids.
AUUCCCAAUCAAAUGAUCAAUCUCUCAUUCUGCUUUUAGCUCCGAAGACUCCUUUCCCCUCGUUAAUCCAUCAUCUUUAUUCUCUUUGUCAACUUUUUUUUUGGGAGACUCACAUUUCCAGUUCAUGUUGCUUGUAAACGAAUAGAUAUGCUGCAUUACCUGCUCACAAGGUAAGGCACUGUAUGAAAUAUUACUGUGGCGUAGUAUGGAUGUCCACGUGAUUGAUUCGGAAGAGGGUAUGAGCCAUCCUGGAAUGUCAGAUGAUGGGGAUGCUGAACCUAGUGAAGGUGAAUUAAAUCAUGUAAAUAAUUCCCUAGCUCAUGACGAGGAUGAGAUUUCUGAGCCAUAUCUCGGUAUGGAAUUCGAUUCUGAAGACACUGCUAAAGCUUACUAUGAUGAGUAUUGUAGAAAUAUGGGAUUUAGCUCCAAAGCUGGCCAGCUUUGUCGUUCCACAACUGAUGGGACAAUAGUUGCUAGGGAGUUUGUCUGUGGUAGAGACAGUGUGAAAAGAAGGUCUGCUGACAGUUGUGACGCUAUGCUUAGAAUGGAGUUAAAGGGAGAUGAGUGGGUUGUUACAAAAUUUGUGAAGGAGCAUAGACAUUCUGCGAUGAGUCCAAACAAAGUGCAUUACCUUCGUCCCCGUAGGUACUUUGCUGGUGCUGCAAAGACCAUGGUCGAUGGUUACCAAGGGGUGGGAAUUGUACCGAGUGGUGUGAUGUAUGUUUCCAUGGAUGGAAAUCAUGUCUCCACGGACACAAAUAAUCGUGGUGUCAGGAGCACUCCUCCAGCCGAAGCAAAUCGCUCUGUGAAGAAUAUUGGAACACUGGAUUAUUCUGUUAGGCCUGUUACGAGAAAGAGAACACUGGGGAGGGAUGCUCAAAAUCUGCUUGAUUAUUUCAAGAAGAAGCAGGCUGAGAACCCUGGUUUCUUUUAUGCAAUACAGCUGGAUGAUGGUAAUCAAAUGGCUAAUGUUUUUUGGGCCGAUGCUAGGUCAAGGACAGCCUACAUGCAUUUUGGUGACGCAGUGAAACUGGACACGAGUUACAGAGUAAAUCAGUAUAGGGUGCCAUUUGCUCCAUUUUCAGGGAUCAACCAUCAUGGUCAGACAAUUUUGUUUGGUUGUGCACUACUACUAGAUGAUUCCGAGGCUUCUUUUGUUUGGCUUUUUAAAACAUUUCUUACAGCAAUGAAUGAUCGUCAACCUGUUUCUUUAAUCACUGAUCAAGACGGAGCUAUACAGACAGCAGUGUCACAGGUGUUUCCAGGUGUUCGACAGUGUAUUAAUAAGUGGUAUGUUUUAAGAGAAGGUCCGGAGAAGCUAGCUCAUGUUUGUCAUGUGCAUCCUAAUUUUCAGGUAGAACUGUAUAAUUGCAUAAAUUUGACUGAAACUAUUGAGGAAUUUGAAUUAUCUUGGAGUUCCCUUAUUGAGAAGUAUAAUCUUAGUGCACAUGAUUGGCUUCAGUCACUAUAUAGUGCUCGAGCUCAAUGGGUCCCUGUCUAUUUUCGAGAUUCGUUUUUUGCUGCAAUAUCCCCUAAUCAAGGACUUGAUGGCUCCUUUUUUGAUGGUUAUGUGAAUCAACAGACCACAAUACCUAUGUUCUUUAGACAGUACGAACGAGCAAUGGAGAGUUGGUUUGGAAAGGAGAUUGAGGCUGAUUUUGACACUAUUUGCACCACUCCUGUCCUGCGGACACCAUCACCUAUGGAGAAACAGGCAGCAGAUCUAUAUACACGGAAAAUAUUCACAAAAUUUCAGGAAGAACUAGUUGAAACUUUUGUUUACACUGCUAAUAGAAUUGAAGGGAAUGAAACAAUCAGCACAUUUAGAGUUGCUAAGUUUGAGGACGUUAACAAAGCAUUCAUAAUUACAUUAAAUUACCCUGAAAUGAGAGCCAAUUGUAGUUGUCAAAUGUUUGAGUAUUCAGGCAUCCUUUGUAGACAUGUUUUGACAGUCUUCACUGUGACAAAUGUACUUACACUACCAUCUCAUUACAUCUUGAAACGAUGGACACGAAAUGCUAAGUCUGGGGUUGGGAUAGACGAACAUGGUGGAGAAUUGCAAGGCCAAGUGUCCCUGACAGCACGGUAUAAUAGUUUGUGCAAGGAAGCAAUCAAAUAUGCUGAAGAUGGGGCAAUUGCUACUGAAACUUAUAAUGUUGCAAUGGGUGCUCUUAAGGAAGGUGGGAAGAAGGUUUCUGUCUUAAAGAAAAGCAUUGCAAAAGAUGCACCUCCCAGUUCACAGGCUAUUAGUGCUGCUUAUGUUGACUUUAGGAGCUCAAAUUCUGCUGCAGAUAUAGCCCCAUUGCUAUGGCCACAGCAAGAUGAAAGUACACGGCGAUUCAAUCUUAAUGACACUGGUGCUCCAGCUCAAUCUGCCAAAGAUUUGAAUCUGCCACAUAUGGCUCCUGUUUCGCUCCAUCGGGAUGAUAAUCGUCCCGAUAACAUGCCGGUUCUUCCUUGUUUGAAAUCGAUGACUUGGGAAAUGGAGAACAAGAAUUCAACACCUGGAAAUAGAGUGGCAGUCAUUAAUUUAAAGUUGCAAGAUUAUGGCAAGAAUCCAUCUGCUGAAAUGGAGGUCAAGUUUCAGCUCUCAAGGGUUACUUUAGAACCUAUGCUGAGGUCUAUGGCUUAUAUUAGUGAACAGCUCUCCACCCCAGCUAACAGGGUUGCCGUCAUCAAUUUGAAGCUUCAAGACUCUGAGACCUCUACUGGAGAGUCGGAAGUUAAAUUCCAGGUGUCCAGGGAUACAUUAGGUGCAAUGUUGAGAUCAAUGGCCUACAUUCAAGAGCAGCUUUCAAAUGUUACCAAACCACAAGCAGAGCCAUUAUUGAAGAAGCAGAGGAGAUAAAGGCGUCGUCGUAGGGAUAAAGUAGCAUAUCUCUGUGAAUGGCAUGCCAGAUUCAUUGGUCAUUCAUGUCAAGAUGAUGGUAUGGGAAUGCUCCUCAUUUCGUGGACUGUAUAUUAAUGGAUUUACCCCCUCAACUGUGUAAUUUUCCUCUUCUCGGUGUAAGUGCGUUGUGUAACAUAUUUUUAUAUAUUUAUGUACAUGUAAAAAGAAUGUGAAUUCAAACAUAAUGUUUAGUUACACUUUUUGUUUAGUGAAUUUAGCCAUGCCUGUAA